Molecule: messenger RNA, 2937 nt
Organism: Peronospora farinosa
Lineage: Eukaryota; Oomycota; Peronosporomycetes; Peronosporales; Peronosporaceae
Source: the annotation of a GenBank genome assembly
AUGGUCUUAACCGUUGUAGACAAUGAACAACAAGCUCGACAAUGUGGUCGUAUGCGAGCCAAGGAGAUUUUUCAACCCAUGCGCUGGAAACGCAUUGGUACCUUAUCAGACGAAGCGGCCAAGCUGUACGAGAAUGUAAGACAUGGUUCCAGUAAUCAAAGCAGUCAUUCUUACAGUUUACGAGCUGUUAAGCCAUUGCAGGCAUCAUUGGCAGAAGUUGAAGCAGUAUUAACUGGACAAACAGCUUUCUUCGGGACGGAGAAGAUAUCGUCAGUUUUGGCAAGAUUACUACCAGCUACGUACGUAUCUGGUGGUCGUAUUAUCCGGUAUCCGGUGCUAAAGCAUUCGACAAGUGAACGAGAGAAUGUAGAGCUCCAAUAUGCUCGAUUAAAGCCAUAUACAGUCAUGACACAGGAGCAGAAAACGAAGAAUACUGUGCUCUUGGAAUCGAUGGAUAAUUACGUGCUCUUGGGGUACACGUUAUCGACCAAGUUGCAGCGUUCGGAUACGAGUAAAAGAAAGAGUUUGAGUGUAGCGGCACCGGUGCCGUCGUUGCUGCAUUUGUUUCGACCUGUGGCUGUAUCAGCAUUUGCAGAGAGAAGACACGACUUUAGCACAGAGAGGCUGUCGCCCAAUGAUUUUGGCAUUACGUACAUUAUCCAGGAAAUGCCAUCAAGUCAAGAGGAUGGAAACCAACAGAAAGAGAUAGAGCAAACAGUGACGCUCGAAGUCGUGCUGACGUGCUCACUGGACCCGAAACAAGGGAUUGCAAUGGGAGAUGAAGAUUUAAUGGAAAUUGUACGUCAACAGAAGCAACGACUGCGACACGACGCACUGUGCUUAACUCGAUUGCAGCCAUUCAUUGAUGCGUAUCGACAGGAAAAAUUUGGACCGACAAUGUCUCCGAACCAACCGCGAGAGCCGCAGUUUGACCCGAAAAACUGUGAUCCAAACCUGCUGCGUGGAAGCAUGUUUGCUGGUGGACGGACAUGCGGUAUCUGCCAUCGAAAGUUUAGGCCAUUCCGAUGGAAACGGCAGUGUGAGACAUGCGAGAAGAUCGUAUGCAACCAGUGCAUGUCUGUUCUGGCAGAAGCACGGUCCCUUUCGCGACGCAAGAAACGUUUGUGUUCGCAGUGUGUCUACAGCGAGACGAGCAAUGUCGCUGCGAUGCACAAAGCAGCAGCGGACGCAGCACAAGAUGAUGAAAAGAGCGCGGGUGGCUCGGCCAUAUCGGUUAAGGCUCACGUAUCGUCUAAGAACUCAACGAUGAAUGUCUUGCAGUUCCCAAGUAUAGAUUUACUGAUCACGAAGCACAAGUCGCGUCGAUCGACAGCUCCUGUUGAAACUGGAACUUUAUCGGAGGCCUUUAGCCGUGUUCAGAUUGAUUUCGGGCUAGACCCUUCACUUGUUUCAACCUCUUCAAAAGCUCCUGAUCGACGACGUGCUCGGUCACGGCAGUCACAACUUUCGCAAGGAUCGGUUGGUAGCACAACUUCUAAUGUCAGUGGCACGAGUAGUUUGUUUGGUGCAUCUAUUGGCAACCGACGCGCAACAAUGCCCAGCCACACGGAUCUUGGUGCCGUUGAGUUCGCAGAGGCCGAGUCAAUGCGCUCUCGACGCGCGAAGACUGUACUGCUAGACGACCUUCGGAAGACGCCCGUGACCUACAAAGCGCUAGACUUUACGUCUCACUCGUCUUCUUCCCCGACACAUUACUUGUAUCCUACGUCGGAGGAGAAAGCUGGUUACGAAGAGGAACAGCAGCAAAAGGUUGCCGGACCUCAUGCAAGCUUAUGCCGGACUUCCGAAUAUCAAUAUGUCAAGCUUAAGACACCUGAACCGGACUAUGAACUGGAUUUCAGCUGGUUUAACAUUUUUCCCAAGGCUCCCGUUGAUCGGACUGCUGAUGAGUUGGCCCGCGCAAGAUAUGUUGAGGUGACUGGCUUGAAAAUGGAUGCUCGCUUGCUUGUGUUGCUACGCCAUGACAAAGCGCUGGAAGAUUUGGCAAGCCGUGUGCUUGAAGUAGCCUCUCAGUGGGAUACCUGCAGCAUCAAUAUCGUUGGUAGCUUUGAAGUCUACUGCCUCGUGACGGCUUUCAACAAGCCCGAACUCGAUCUUGAUUAUGACAUGUUGAAGCUGGAGGCUUCUCCAGUUAUGGUCGACGACGUUGUUUCUCGGGAAGAAAGUGUGAGCUCUUAUGUGGUGCAUCACCGGUCACCAUUCUUUGUGGCCGAAAUGGAGCAUGAUCCACGCUUCCGAGCCCACCCGCUCCACACAGAACAGCGUGCCGUAUCGUUGCUAAGCUUCCCCAUUUACUCGUCCGGUGCUGAUACUAGUGGUUCGAUGGCUCAGGGUGAUGCCUAUUGUGUCGCCACGUUAGACUUGUUGAAAAGAGACCAAGUGCCUGCAAGCAGCCACGUUUCUCACGACUUGGUGUCCAAUGUUGGUGAUUUGCUCCGCAAGAUUAGUGCUCGUCUAGAAGUUGUGGCCUUGGAGUCGUACGCGCUCCAUAAACCUCGUCAUCGCGCUACUCACUCGUUCGGAUCGUCAUGUGAUUCUAGAAACAGCACUCGACGAGCCGAUUCGAUCACCGAACUGUACGAUAUCGAUAGCGACUCCGUGGUAGCUUCGCCUUCGUGUUUUCAAGCCGCGACUAUGGAUCGACUCACGAGUCUUUCAUACGCCAAGGUUCGUGGCAUUGGUCUGGGUGGCAUUGGUCUGGGUGGCAUUGCUGGUCCCGGGUCAUCGACGUGGAAGUACGAUAGCGACAAUGAAAGUACUACGUCCAGCCAAAGUGCUACUAGCACUUGUAGCCAGAGCUCGCGCUUCUCAUCACACCUCUAUUCGGCCGCAGACAUGCACUCGACGAUUGAAUCGUUGCUGCAGCAAGCUUCGAAGACUUCCCGGUACAUUAGCGAGACGGGAGUGUCCAUUUAG